AUGGCCACUCAGCAGCAACGACUUCUAUUGUUUUUGGACUCCGUAGACCAGCUUACGGGGAUUGGAACCGAAAAUAAUAAAGUUUCAUGGCUUCCAUCAAGGCUGCCUCCACAUUGUAAGAUCAUUGUCACUUGCACUUGCGAAGAAUCAAAUCCAGAAGUAUCAAAAGAGUAUGAUGUACUUCGCCGUAUGAUAGACUCCGAGGAAAAUUUUCUUGAAGUGAAAUCAUUAGGAGAAGAUCUAGUCUCAAUGCAAGUUCUAAAGCUAUGGAUUGCAUCAGCUGCCAGGGACCGAUCAAAUUACCAAUGGAGAUUAGUUUCUAACGCAAUUGGCCAGUGCUCUUUUGCCGAUCUUCGUUAA
This is a messenger RNA of Parnassius apollo (apollo), 360 nucleotides long. The record is from the annotation of a GenBank genome assembly. Lineage: Eukaryota; Metazoa; Arthropoda; Insecta; Lepidoptera; Papilionidae.